CGAGCAUCUUUUCUUCAAAAACGUCUUCUGAAAUCUCUUCAAAACAUCGGAAGAUUUUUAUUUACUGUUUACUUUUGAACACCAAUUCUUUCCCUUCUUUUUUCAAAGCAUACCGAGUCAAUUGGACCAUUGAUUUGAAUUCUUUACAAAAUGCCUCUUCUUCCAGGUGAGUAGUAGAAUGUGAAUGUCGGCUUGUUUGCCGUGUUGUGGUAUUGCGAAAUCAUUUAUCUAACUUGCGCCACAGUCGCUAUGUAUGGCCUUGAGGUCCCAGCAGGAGAUAUUAUUAUUCCUGCCGUUCCAGAUUUCCCAGCUACCGUAUGUUUCAUCCUGCUUUUACCAUUUUCAUGUUGCUGUCGCUCUCGCUGUUCCCCUUACCAAGCAGGCUUCACUGGAGACUACAGAUAUUAAUGAUGCAAUGUUUAGUUCCGCAUUACCAUGGCAGCAAUCGACCCAACUGAACCUGCCGAUGAUGUCAAAGAUGGUGUCAAACCUCGCGCGACCUUGAAAAUCAUUCGCCAAUCAAGUGGUGGAGAUGACGAGGACAGUGAAGAUGAAGGUUCGGAUGAUUUAUUACGUGCUUUGUUGGCAGAUGGUGACUCUGGAUCAGAUGAAGACAGUGAAGAUGAUGACGAAGAAGCCAACGGUGGACCAAGCGAUCCUUCCAAGUCCAAAAAGGCCCAAAAGCAAGCCGCACUCAAGGAGCUCCUGGCUUCCAUCGGCAAAGAUGAUUCCGACGAAGAAAUGGAGGACGCUUCCGCCAAAAAGGUCGCUAAAAAAGGAAAGUCCAAGGCCGCCAGCGAUGAUGAAGAGGAAAGCGAAGAGGAGAGCGACGAUGGUGAAGAUAUUGAGAUUGAGGAAUAUGUUCUCUGCACUCUCGACCCUGAAAGCGUAUGUUUCCAAGACUGCCUAUUCAACAAAUCAUGCUAAUCGAAAACAGCACUACCAACAACCUCUGGACAUCACCAUUGGUGAAGAUGAGACCGUUUUCUUCAAGGUUACCGGUACUCACACAAUCUACCUUACUGGUAACUACGUGAUCCCAGAUGAUAACGGACAUAACCAUCACCACGAAGUUUACGACUCCGAUGAGGAAGAUGAUGAAGACUAUGACCUCUCUCCAGAUGAGGAUGAGCUCGAACUCGAGAUGGACUCGGAUGAGAGCGAUGAGCUUGAUGCCGCCCGCAUUACCGAGGUCGACUCCGAUGAAGAGGAAGCCCCGAAGCUUGUCAAGGCUGAGAAGAAGGGUAGGAACAAGCGCUCCGCCGACGAACUCGAGGAGGCUGCAUCCCUCGAUGCCAUUAUGGCUAAGGAAUCCGCUGCUGAAGAGCCAAAGCUGAGCAAGAAGCAACAAAAGAAGUUGAAGAAGAACAAUGGCGAUGCUGCCCCUGUCAAGGCAGAGGAGACCAAGAAGGAUGCGGCUAAGGACGAGAAGGCUGAUAAGAAAGUCCAGUUCGCCAAGAACCUCGAGCAAGGACCUACCGGAUCAGCCGCGCCUAAGGUUGACGCAAAAAAGCCUGCAUUGGGUGUCAGAACCGUUGAUGGAGUAAAGAUCGAUGACAAGAAGCUUGGUACUGGUCCAGUCGCCAAGAAGGGUAACAGAGUUGGCAUGCGCUACAUUGGAAAAUUCACAGAUGGCAAGGUCUUUGACUGUAAGUUCAUAUCCACUCGGGUAUUUGAGAUCUUCUAACGCUUUAAAUUUAGCAAAUAAGAAAGGCAAGCCUUUCUCCUUUAAGCUUGGUGCCGGCGAGGUCAUCAAGGGUUGGGACAUUGGUGUUGCCGGCAUGGCAGCUGGUGGAGAACGAAGAUUGACUAUCCCAGCACACCUUGCAUACGGCAGCAAAGGUGUCCCUGGUAUCCCAGGUAACUCUACUUUGACCUUCGAUGUCAAGCUUCUUGAGAUCAAGUAAACAUCAUUGUCGUUUGAAUAGGCAAGCUUUGAUCGUCUUAUUGUACUAACUCUAUGUUGCUGCAAUAUCUCGAGGCUGGUGGUGACUUCAUUUCUCACAUCUACUGUACUACUUUCUCUUUACUUCCAUGUAUUUCUUUGGCACUUGUGAUUUCAUGAUGUUUACAUGAAACACGAAGUGGAAAUGUAAUGUUUUUGCAUAAGUCUCCGACCUGAGCAGUUCUCUGUUUAACAGGGCAGACUACGCAAGAUGAGAUGAGGAGGUUUGCAUUGCCUUACAGGCUAUUUCUAAAAAAAGUUCAAUCAGGUCUUUACAUAGGAGAACUUGCUUUAAUCGGUUAGCUCAUAAUAAACAAAAACUACUAUAUCUAAAUCCAAUGUCGU
Molecule: messenger RNA, 2290 nt
Organism: Sclerotinia trifoliorum
Lineage: Eukaryota; Fungi; Ascomycota; Leotiomycetes; Helotiales; Sclerotiniaceae
Source: the annotation of a GenBank genome assembly